Messenger RNA from Caenorhabditis briggsae, 690 nucleotides. The transcript is spliced from 3 exons. Lineage: Eukaryota; Metazoa; Nematoda; Chromadorea; Rhabditida; Rhabditidae. Bases 1 to 690 code for a protein of 229 amino acids. The record is from RefSeq and is a predicted model, not a curated record.
AUGUUCGAAUUCACCGUACAAACAAAUUCAAAAAAUCUCAGAAUCUCAGGAUUUCAGAAUCUCAAAACCUCAUCACCUCAGAACUUCAGAACCUUGGAACCUCAGAACCUCAGGAUCUCAGAAUCUCAUAAUUUCAGAACCUCAGAAUCUCAGAAUCUCAGAAUCUCAGAAUCUCAGAAAAUCAGAAUCUCAGAAUCUCAAAAUCUUAGAAUCUCCGAAUCUCAGAAUCUCAGAAUCUCAGUAUCUCAGAAUCUCAGAAUCUCAGAAUCUCAGAAUUUCAGAAUCUCAAAAUCUCAGAACUCAAGAAUCUCAUCUCAGAAUCUCAGAAUCUCAGAAUCUCAGAAUCUCAAAAUCUCAGAACUCAUGGUUUCAGAACUUCAAAAUUUCGGAAUGCAAAAUUUCAGAACCUCAGAAUCUCAGAACCUCAUCACCUCAGAACCUCAGAACCUUGGAAUCUCAGAAUCUCAGAAUCUCAGAAUCUCAGAAUCUCAGAAUCUCAGAAUCUCAGAAUCUCAGAAUCUCAGAAUCUCAGAAUCUCAGAAUCUCAGAAUCUCAGAAUCUCAGAAUCUCAGAAUCUCAGAAUCUCAGAAUCUCAGAAUCUCAGAAUCUCAGAAUCUCAGAAUCUCAGAAUCUCGGAAUAUCCGAAACCCAAAAUUUCCAAAAUUUCAAAUCAGAAAUUUCGAUUUAUAA